Molecule: messenger RNA, 882 nt
Organism: Drosophila eugracilis
Lineage: Eukaryota; Metazoa; Arthropoda; Insecta; Diptera; Drosophilidae
Product: protein CDV3 homolog
Cellular component (GO): cytoplasm
Source: RefSeq, a predicted model, not a curated record
GUGAUUUUUUUCAAAAAAAAAAACAAGCUGAACAGAAUUCAUUCAAUAUGUCCAAUCUUGAUGAUUUCUUUGCCAAGAAGGACACUAAAAUCAAAAAAAAAAAAUCAAAUUUCUUGGCCACCGAUGAGCUCUACAAAACGCUGGAGGAAUCCGCAAAGUUGUCAUCAAAUGCCGAUCCCGAUGAUAUUAUGGAAGCCGUUACUCAUAUAGAGGGUUCAAGCGGAUUUCCAGGAUCGGCCAUGAAGUCACCCGAAUUUGGAAUUCGUUUAUCUGAUGAAACUGAUGACGUGGAGGAUGAAUGGCGUGAUUUUACUGAGGAGAAUUGCAAGCAGUACACUAGCUCGAGACGUAGCAUCCAGAUGAGUCUUAGCUCCAUAGGUGGCGAGGUCAAAGUUCAGGAACUGGAGCAGCUAGAUACAGGAGGCGAUGGUAUAGACGUGGGUCAGGCUCAUAAUGAUGGUAUGGCAAAUACUUUUUGUCCCUGGCAAAAGAUGGAGGUCCAUCUUGAGGUCCAAACAUCCAAGAAUCGGAAGGGCGGAGAGCAGUCGGACAAAAAGGAGGAGCCAACAAAGACUAAGAGCCAAAUCUAUAUUCCUCCUGCUCUGCGCCAGAGCCAAGGUGACUUCAAUCAAAACCUUCAGGUUAAGAGCCGUCUGCCGAAAACUCAAUCCAAGGUCUUGGAAAAAGGUCAAGCUCCCGAUCUCAAUAGUUCUGAAUAUUUUCCCACCUUGAGUGGUUCCAAAAUAUUCAAACGCACCAAGUAACCGAUAAAUUUACGAACUUUUAAGUUACCGUUGCUGUUCAAAGUUUGCUGAGAUCAAUUGUUAAUGUGUGCAGUCUGGAGCGAUGUCUCGCUCCAAUAAAAAAGAAAGCAAUCUACUA